This is a messenger RNA of Funneliformis mosseae, 558 nucleotides long. Lineage: Eukaryota; Fungi; Glomeromycota; Glomeromycetes; Glomerales; Glomeraceae. The record is from the annotation of a GenBank genome assembly.
AUGCUUCACCAACAAUUUAACGCAGGUUUUGUGAUGUCAACAGGUGCUUCUCAAACUUCUGUAGUUAACACAGUAACACCCGAUGAACUGGAUAUUCCCGAGUUCAAACAAUACAAUAAAGAAAUAUAUGAGAGUUCAAAAUCUGGUAAUCGUAGACGACGCAAGUCGACACGUGAAGAUUGUGACACCGCUUCCUCCUUGGAUGGUUAUGAUGGGGAAGAUGGCAAUGGCUCUGUAACGCAUGCCGAAUUUCGUCGUCAAAUACAUAUUCAAUCUGAACAAAGACGACGGGCGGAAAUAAAAGAUGGUUUUGAAGAACUUCGUCGACAACUUCCGAUUAAUAAUAAUGGUCGUAAAAUGAGUAAAGCUCUUUUGCUUCAGAAAACUGUCGCUCAUCUUAAGAACAUGAAAUCCAAAGAGACCUUCCUUAUCGAAGAAGUUAACCGUCUUCAUCAAUAUAUCUCGUAUCUAGCCACUGAACUCGAAAGAGAGAAAAGACUAAACGCUGUAUACCAACAGCAAGAAACCCUUGAUAAAAUUUAUGCAAUUGGACUAUAG